AUUUGGGAGAGACGAAUCGGCGCCGGAAAACAGCGGGUUGCUUGACGUGGUAUUGAUGGAGUCUAAAGCUCUGUGCCGGAACGGGAAGCAGUCGAAGGAAGAGAGCUCCUCCGGCGCGGCGGAGUUCGAAAGAGGAAAACAGACGACGGAGGAAGAAGAAGCAAAUAAUUUAUAUGUAGAAUCAGUUUUAGGAAGCAGCGGYGGAGAACCGACCGCCGAAAAUCAUUCCGACGAGUUCAGCUCCUCUCAUUCUUCAACUCGGAAAAGACCGAGAAUAGAACCAUUGGAAGAGAUGGAAUCAAUGGUAGACGACGACUUAAUGAGCCUGCUCAACAACUUCCCGUCGACAAUGCCAGUACCGGAGUGGUAUCCGGGCGGUGACGACGACCUAGGCAGCAAUACAUACAACGGGCCAUCGUUGUGCGAGUCGAAUGGCAAUGCGGAGGUGGACGAGCAGCGGCAGAACGGGGGUUCGCCGUCGUCACCAGCGCUCGAGUGGAGCCUGGGCUCAUCUUGUUGGAACAACAUGCCUGGGAUUUGCUAGGGGAUCAGCUUCCAUUACAGUCCUCCUAUUCCUUCAACAAGGCAAAUUGGAUCAAAGUUAUGAACUUUGUGUGUGAGGUUCAUAGGGUUGUUGGUUAUAUUGGGGUUGGUUUAUGUGUGUUCAAUCUUUUUUUCAUUUGGGUUUUACAAAUAUGCUAGUUUGAAGGUCUUGUGUGCAUUGGGUAGUUUAUACAUAUCAAAAAACAAAAAAACAAAAAAAGAAAAAAAAAACUUAACUUGUAAUGCAUGUUGUUGUGUAUAUAUAGUUAAAAUGUUGUAGUUUUAGCUUUAGAAAGUAUCAAAAUUUCAAACAA
Molecule: messenger RNA, 857 nt
Organism: Momordica charantia (bitter melon)
Lineage: Eukaryota; Viridiplantae; Streptophyta; Magnoliopsida; Cucurbitales; Cucurbitaceae
Source: RefSeq, a predicted model, not a curated record